CGAUAGAACUUUUUUCAACCACAUCCUCGCCAGCCUCAUCGGUACUACCCUCGAGAUACCUCCUAUCCCGUCCCUGAUUUGAGAAUCUCGAUAUCCCACAGUCAAAAUGGUCAAGACUUCCGUCCUCAACGAUGCGCUUAACGCCAUCAACAACGCCGAGAAGGCUGGCAAGCGCCAGGUCCUGAUCCGUCCUUCCUCCAAGGUCAUCGUCAAGUUCCUCAGCGUCAUGCAGAAGCACGGCUACAUUGGCGAGUUUGAGGAGGUCGAUGACCACCGUUCCGGCAAGAUCGUCAUCCAGCUCAACGGCCGUCUUAACAAGUGUGGCGUCAUCAACCCCCGCUACCCCGUCCAGCUCCGUGACCUCGAGAAGUGGGCCACCCAGCUCCUUCCCUCUCGUCAGUUCGGCUACGUCGUCCUGACCACCUCCGCUGGUAUCAUGGACCACGAGGAGGCUCGUCGCAAGCACGUUGCUGGCAAGCUCCUCGGUUUCUUCUACUAGACAAUUUACGAAAAAGUUCAUGUCUUGAUUUGUAUCGGGAUACAUGUGACCUGGUGAGGUCCGAGCGAGGAAUGUGCUCAGGAGCAACAGUGUCUUGGCGAGGAGUUGAGGAUAUACCCUGGCAGAAACGCCAUAGAUAGUUUUGAGUGAUCUUGCUCCAUUAAACCAAGUCAUUUUGUUCUGAUCAAUUUAUUGCCCUUGUGUGUAGACAAUUUGUAGCGUUGUAAGGGUAGUAGCGGAUUCAUGCUUAGUAGUGUCUGAAAAACCUGUCUUGUUUCUGCUACUGAGCUCAGAGUAGCGUAGUUUUCUCUCAUCUCUAGGAGGUAUAACUUAAUGGUGUCGUAGUGCUCACAAUGCUAUGAUUUCUUCCUAGGGUUCAGUCAUGACAGGAGCGGAAUAGUGGCAUAGUCGGACGGAACUCAAUUAAUCCAAAGUUUCGGAGGCCGGGAGUGUAUGUAUUAUGAAAGCGGAAGUCCGCAAUCCCCGAGCCCGAGCAGUUUUGAUAAGGGUGUCCCACCUAUAAAUACUAAACAGACAUUUUCUCC
Aspergillus alliaceus is the source of this 1044-nucleotide messenger RNA. Its product is annotated as 40S ribosomal protein uS8. Gene Ontology annotation, biological process: translation. Gene Ontology annotation, cellular component: cytosolic small ribosomal subunit; ribosome. The record is from RefSeq and is a predicted model, not a curated record. Gene Ontology annotation, molecular function: structural constituent of ribosome. The transcript is spliced from 3 exons. NCBI's taxonomy places the organism in Eukaryota, Fungi, Ascomycota, Eurotiomycetes, Eurotiales, Aspergillaceae. Bases 107 to 499 code for a protein of 130 amino acids.